Messenger RNA from Lactuca saligna, 738 nucleotides. NCBI's taxonomy places the organism in Eukaryota, Viridiplantae, Streptophyta, Magnoliopsida, Asterales, Asteraceae. The record is from the annotation of a GenBank genome assembly.
AUGAUCGUGCAUCACUAUGGAUUUUUGGUUGACGAGUUAACCCCAAGUGUCGUCAAUAAGAUUGUAGGUUUUGAAGUGAUCCUUCGAUCUCUAGGUUGUAUACCCACUUUUUGGGCUUUCAGGAAUAGGUUUUGUAAAACACGAGACCUUCUUGACCGUUUUCCCAAGCUGUUCGAGAGUAACCUAACUCUUGGCAAACGGUUGGGAAGUAUUAUUGUUGUUGGAGAGAACUGGGAAGAUUUCAUUCUUGUUGCAGCCAAAAUGAGUGUUUCCUGGAGGGAUCGUGGGAAGAUGACGCAAUUAUGCACCGUGAGAUGCGGUAUUCACUCAUCUCCUUCUCCUCCCCCUUUUUUAGAGCAGGAGAAAAAGGAUGGGAGCAGGGUAUCUUUUUGGCUUCUUCUUGGUGGUAUUGGGGAUGUUCUCGGUGAAAAGUUUUUUGUGCUUGGGCAGAAAGAGGUAGUGGUGGUGUCUAGUUCUUCAAUGACAUCACCAUCGCCGUUUAUUGGCUCGCUCUUAGUAGAUCCUGGUUCCAACUUCAUGUUUGGGGGUGCACUGGGCUCACCUGGAGGUUCUUCCCAGUCAGAAAAGCCUUCUAUGGUUGAUGAAAUGAAAACUGCAUCUCACCUCUUAUCAUUUGAGGUAUAUGCCCCGGGUUGGCGAUUACUAGGGAUUCCUUACUAUCAGAAGACAUCACCGCCCAUGAGUGAAGUAGUUGUGCUCAUCCCCCGGCCACAAUGA